Messenger RNA from Cotesia glomerata, 1100 nucleotides. RefSeq lists its product as uncharacterized. The coding region runs from base 2 to 874 and encodes 290 amino acids. The transcript is spliced from 2 exons. The record is from RefSeq and is a predicted model, not a curated record. Lineage: Eukaryota; Metazoa; Arthropoda; Insecta; Hymenoptera; Braconidae.
GAUGUUAGAAGGAUGUAAUUUUCCAAAAUUUGCGAAAAACACCGAUUGGGUUGUAGAAUCUCAGCCAAUUUACAAAAAUUUAUUAAAUAAAUUAGUUUGUAACAAUCCAAACGAAUCGUGCUUUUCCAGAAUGUGCAAUAGUUGUCCAAAUAAUGAAGAAAUCGCUAAUUAUUUUCGUGUGUCGUUUAAUGAAUCUGAUGUUAAUGAAAUCCAAUAUAAAAUGUGGACAUCAACAGACCGUUGUACUAUUGUGAAUGUUACUUCAGAUUCCGAAGACUUCAUCGAGACUUUAGUGACGCAACUUGAUAAGCUUUUGAAACAUGAUUUUAUUGCGAAAACACAAAGUCGAUUUUUUUCUGAUACAAAACUAAAUUUAAAGAGCGGGGAAUUCGCCGUAGUAUUUGACUUUGCGGAAAACUAUGCAUUCGUUGUGCAGGAAGCAGCUCAAGGUUUUCAUUGGAAUAAUGAUCAAGCUACUAUAUUUCCAAUGGUGAUUUAUUAUAACGAAAAUGAUACUAUUAAGCAUUUGAGCUUUGUUGGUAUUUCAGAUUGUCUUAAGCAAGACACAGUUUUAAUUUAUUUAUUUCAAGAGCAAUUGAUUGCCUUUCUUAAAAAGAAGUUUGCUGUCAUCAAUACGAUUUUUUACUUCUCUGAUGGAGCUCCACAACGAUUCAAAAACAAGAAAGCAUUUACAAACUUAUGUUAUCAUUAUGCUGACUUCGAAAUCAACGCUGAGUGGCAUUUUUUUGCAACUGCCCAUGGCAAAGGACCAUGCGAUGGUCUUGCGGGUUCAUUAAAACGAUAUGCUGCUAGAGCUUCACUACAAAUGAACAAUAAAGAGCAUAUACUGAAACCACAAGAUUUGUUUUCCUGAGGAACGAAAAAUUUUACAAGCGUUGACUUUACUUUUAUAGCUAAUGACGAUUAUUUAAUAAAAAAAAAUGUGUUAGACGUACGAUAUUCUCAAUCGAAAACGGUGAAAGGUACACAGUCAUUACACACUUUUGUGCCUUUAAAAGAUGAAAUUGGUUAUGCUUUCAUUAAAACUGUGUCCACAUCUCAAAAAAGUUCAAAAAUAAAAGUAUUUUAAUUAUAAUGAA